Oikopleura dioica is the source of this 768-nucleotide messenger RNA. The record is from the annotation of a GenBank genome assembly. Lineage: Eukaryota; Metazoa; Chordata; Appendicularia; Copelata; Oikopleuridae.
AUGAAAUUCUCCACUGCGAUUUUGAUUGCUCUUGCCAAUGGAAAAGAUCUCAGAGGAAAAGACGCCAGAGAGUUGCUUCAAGAAGCCCAACAUAGAAUAAGGCAGAUUGAGGAAACUGCGCCACAAAUUACGAUCGGUGAACCAGAUCUUCCUCCAAAACCUGAUGUGAUUUUAACGAUGGUUGGUGAGCCUGAAGUUCGUUACCCGGAAAACAUGCCUCCCCCACCGCCGCCACCAGUUGAUGGCGAAAACUCGGAAGGAGUCAAGGAGCCACCUAUGCCCCCUAUGCCAGCUUUGCCUGUUUACAACGCCGUGUACUUCGGAGUCAAAGAUUGCUCACUUGAUUCAUCAGUUCAGUCUGAAUUAUGCGAUGCAGCAAAUCCAUCUCAAUUUGCCCUUCGCCGCCCAGUACAGGGAAAAGAUUCAAUUUGCACGUGCCACGAUCCAUUCACCGGACAGAUGACCCGCUGGAACCGACCAUGCUCUGAAUCGUGUCCGUCUGAAGCUGGCAAGACGUGUAAAGAAAAGCGGGACGCAGAUUUAAGAAUGCUAGAAGACGCUCAAAAUAAUGGACAUUACAUCGCGGAUUUUACGCCAACUGAAUGCAAUGACGAAGACGAGGCUCUUUUCAGCGAAAAAAGUUGGAUGUGGACGGGAGACUGUUUUUGCCACAGUCCAGCAACUGGCGUCGUCAUGGGUGGCCCCGUCACUUGCAGCUUCGACUGCCCAACUGUUCAACAGGGGGCCCUUGCAUUUCCUUCCAGUUAA